CCUGGGGGGAAUGUGUGUAACAAUGGGAUGGAUGUAGAAACAAUGGGUCUCAUCUGUCGGGAGCUGAACUGUGGAAGAUUUAAGACUGAGAGAGCUACCAAAGCACGAGUGGAAUCAGCUCCUAACUGGCUGGAUGAUGUAAAAUGUAGGAAACAUGACUCUACUCUGUUUCACUGUCCAUCUUCAUCCUGGAGUCAGAACAAUUGUGAUAGAAGCAGUGAGGUGACUCACAUUACCUGCUCCGGAGAGAAGAAACAGCUUGCAUUUGAAAACCUUCAAAAAAACCUUCAGUGCUCAAAUUACAUGCCUAUUAGGUUGAGAGGAGGAGAGGAAAUCUGUUCUGGGAGGUUGGAGGUGUAUCAUAAUGCUGAGUGGGGGUCUAUAUGUGCUGAUCUGUGGGACAUCAGGGAUGCUCAGGUGGUCUGCAGGCAGCUGGGUUGUGGGCCGGCGCUGAGUGCUAAUAGAAGAGCUGUUGAUGGUUCUGGUGGAGGAACUAUCUGGAUGAACAGAGUGAAGUGUAGAGGGAAUGAGAUUCACCUGUGGGACUGUCCUCAUUCCCUGAAGAUCCACACUGGCUGCUCCCACAGUGCUGGAGUCACCUGUGCAGACAUAUUUGUCACAUUACCUUUUUCAUCUGACACAACUACAACUUACACCACAGUACCAGCACAGCUAACAGAGAAAAAGACAGUCCCUCCUUCAAAAAAUCCAUCAUCUAAUUUUCCAUACAUCUAUCCAGUGUCUCUCCUGGUUCUGGGAUCUGUGCUCUUCCUGGCCUUAGUGCUUCUGGUUGUGCUGUUUUAUCAGAACAGAGUGCUCAGGAGAGUGAUUUCUAAGGCGAGGAGGAAGACUCUGCUUGAGGCAGUCUAUGAAGAGAUUAACCAUAAAUGUGUCACUAACAGAUAUACUAAAAGAGGAAGUUUUAUCUCUGAAGAUCAGCAUUCAGGAUAUGAGGACGUAGAUGAGGAACUUCUCUCAGAAAACUAUGGCGAGGUCUAUGAUGAUAUCAUACCUGCUGAAGAGAGCCCACACAUUACAACAGGUUUGGAUAUUUUAAUACGUACGAUUUAUUGUGAACACAUGGUAAACAUGCAAAUUAUAUUUGCUUUUCACCUUAAUCAAAAAUAUAUCUAUAUAUGUCUGUGCAGCAUACAUUAUUAUGGUUUUCUAUAUUAUGAUAAUAAAGUGUGAUUUUUUUCACACCUAUAAAGAAUGUGUCUUCUUUUUUUUUUUCAUUUUUAAAAGCACACUGAGCAACAUGUUUCAGUUAAUUAAUGCAUUUCAUACUGUUUUAGAUCAUUACAGAGAGAAUAAAGGUUUUCUCAACCACCCUUGUGGUCCCAUGGGCUCACAAGUUCCUGGCAGCGCCAGAGUCGGCCCGUUUCUCAUUAUAGAUUAAGCAAGUUUGGACUCUUGAACUUUGUCAGAACGAACUUGGUAAGUUCGGCUCACGAGUGCAUACUCCAGAGAACAGGACUUUUAUUUUGUAAUUGGAACUGCUGUGAUCAGUAGAGUAGUAGGUGCAUCCUUAGAUGCAUUUCCACAAACAUACCCUACACCCGCCUAACAGGGCAGACAAACCGUCUUUGUUUGGUCCAUCGCUCACCAGCCUUGCUGUAGUUCACAGGGAACCCACAAUAUUCCCACACUUAAUCAGAGUUUCUGUAAUCAGGAUUAAAACUAGUUUUAUAUACUCUGUAAAAGCAUGAGAAACACAAAAAAGUUGUUUGUAUGUGUAGUUAAAAGAAACUGUGACUUAUCUUCAUGGUGGAUGUUAUGUGUUUGGAUCUGCUGUCUGCAGGUGCAGCUUUAAUGCUGUAUUUUGUGUGUUUACUCUCUCUGAAGUUUGUCUCCAGAAGGUAGCUGACUUUGUACCUUCCUUUGCCCACAGACACACACACACACACAGACACAAGGAGGUGGAGCUGUGUUAAUUAGUGCUGACGCUUUUUAAAAAUAUGGCGAAAUGAAAAAAAGCUUCUUCUGAUUUGUCACUGAAAAUGUUUGAUAAUUUCCUCUCCUCUUUCUAAUAAGGUCAUAGUGAGUGUGAUUGGCGGCUGUGGGGAAUCUCUCUCUCUCUCUCUCUCUCUCUCUGUCUCUCAGGUUCUUGAGUCUUAUCUGGCUGAGUAGAGGUAAAGCUUGUUCUGCUGCUGAGUUGAGCAGUGUGUGUGCAAGAGAUGGACAUCCGAGUUCUACUCAUUUUUCUAUUGACCACUGUCACUCUCGUCACAUCUGGAUGUUGUUGGAAAGGCAGUGAAUGGUAUAAAUUCCUUUAUCCUCGAAGAACUUAACUACUUUCUCCACAUCGGGCCGGGGAUUGUCAUGCACCGUGAGAAACCACGGACUCACUGCGCCAGCGUAGGGUCUUACAAUGGGUUCAAGGAUUUCAUCUCAAUACCUAAGAGCAGGCAGGGUACUGUUGUCUAACCUGUAGAGGCCUGGGCAUCUACAGGCCUCCCCAGACCAUCACUGAUCCCCCACCAAACCAGACAUGCUGAAUGAUGUUGCAUAAAGUGGCAUUUAAUUGAAAAGUAUAUAUUUACUUUUUGAUCUUACAUUCAUGUGAUUUACACUUUGCUAUCAUCCAGUCAGCCCAUUUUAGUAUUGCUACAGAAGUACACAUUAGUGAACUGAUUUCUUAUGAUCUCUAAAUGGGAGCUUUUGAUGUCCAUGAUUUGGUUUAAAUGUAUUUCAGCCUUGUUUGAGUAUUAUUAUUUGAGUAUAAGUGUAAUUAUUCUCUGAUUAUCAGUGUGUUUGUUUUUUUCUCC
Molecule: messenger RNA, 2768 nt
Organism: Astyanax mexicanus (Mexican tetra)
Lineage: Eukaryota; Metazoa; Chordata; Actinopteri; Characiformes; Acestrorhamphidae
Product: scavenger receptor cysteine-rich type 1 protein M130-like
Exons: 9
Coding region: 28-1191 (387 amino acids)
Cellular component (GO): membrane
Source: RefSeq, a predicted model, not a curated record